This is a messenger RNA of Hibiscus syriacus, 588 nucleotides long. RefSeq names its product AT-hook motif nuclear-localized protein 1-like. Gene Ontology annotation, molecular function: minor groove of adenine-thymine-rich DNA binding. The transcript has 4 exons. Bases 1 to 588 code for a protein of 195 amino acids. The record is from RefSeq and is a predicted model, not a curated record. Lineage: Eukaryota; Viridiplantae; Streptophyta; Magnoliopsida; Malvales; Malvaceae.
AUGGAAACAAAUUCAGGUUUUACAGUGAUAGGAGCAGAAGCUCCAUCAGCUUGUCAUAUGGCACCAAGGACUGAAAAUGCCGACCAGAUCGUUGGUGGAAUAACGGUUGUCAAUGUUCUGCUAGUUAGCGAUGGGUUAACUGGCAGUACAGAGAAGAAGAAAAGAGGUAGGCCUAGGAAAUAUGGACCAGAUGGGACAAUGACAAGGGCAUUGUCACCUAUGUCUAUUUCGUCCUUCAUCCUGCCGGUUUCGGGUGAGUUCUCAAGUGGUGGAAAGCAGGGGAAAGGCCGAGGCAGUGGUUAUCAGAUUAAACAUCAUAAGGGAAUGGAGAUGGAGAACUUAGGUGACUUGGUUGGGACUUCUGUCGGAACAAAUUUUACGCCGCAUAUCAUCACUGUCAAUCCCAGCGAGGAUGUAACAAUGAAGGUGAUGUCGUUUUCUCAACAAGGACUAAGAGCCAUUUGCAUCCUAUCCGCUAACGGAGUAAUUUCUAGUGUUACAGUUCGUCAGCCGGAUGCUUCAGGUGGUACGCUUACGUAUGAGGUUAGGCAAAUUAGAGAUUACCAUAACAUUCCAAAAUAUGUCUAG